AUGACGCUUUUUUCUGAGUUUCUAAUUAUUGGUUAUAAAUAAGAAGAAUAUAAGGAUACUGAAAUCGUUGAAUACUUCCACAUUAAUGGCUCAAGUCUUCCAGAUUAUCUAAGAAAUGUAGGCAUUGUAAUAUAUUAUUUUGAAUGGCAUAAUAGAUGUGCUUUACAAGUGGUUUUGAUGCAAAAUUGGAACAAGAAUAGUAAAAGAAAUCAGAUGACAUUAAUAGCAAGAAUUAUUUGCAUCAGUUUGUGAUUACAGAUUAAAGUGGGUAAUUACGAUACUGCACAUCUCUGGUGGUUUUUGAAAGUUUGAAGAAUGACUUUUAUGUUCCUUUUGCCUAUAUCAUAGUUUCUGAACAAUCCAACUUGAUUAGGUAAAAAUCUUAUAUGAGAGCAUUAUACAAUGGUAUUUUUGAUAGAGUGACUGUAUAAGAUAAUAUAUUAAUUAUUUAUAGAGGUAUAGAGAUCGUGGUUGGUAGAUGGGAUCAUAAAAAUUAUCAAACCAAUAAUUAUUUGAAUUCUAUUUAUCCGUGGGAAUAACAAAUUUGAAUGGAUUGUAUUAUGUUCCAAAAUAAAUCAUGAGAACAAGAUAAGAAGUAAUAACAGAUUUAAUUAUUAACAAUCCUAACAAUAAGAAUAAUUUAUAUAAUAAAGACAUAAGUUUCAAUGUUUUGUUUUCCAAAUUAUCAAUAAAAAGUAUAAUAAAAGUUGUUUAAUCAAUAAUCCUUGA
Messenger RNA from Paramecium sonneborni, 729 nucleotides. Lineage: Eukaryota; Ciliophora; Oligohymenophorea; Peniculida; Parameciidae. The record is from the annotation of a GenBank genome assembly.